CCAUUAACCAUCAACCAUAUUCACCCAAAAAAUUAUCAUACUUUUGAAAACUUCACCCUGCAGUAAACAGCUUAUUCAACGAGAUCACUGUCCUGGUCCAUUCUCACCCAAACCUCCACUGCCAUCACACCUGCAACUUUAAGGAGAUUCGCGUCAAGAAACCAGAGCUAACUGAUCCACCGACUCCUGCCUUCCUCACUGCAACAAGCUGUCGAAAAGAAAACUUUCCUCAGAAUUAUCGGUUCGCCCUGAGAAACAAAUCAUGACGGACACCUCUUCAAAGAUGCAGCUAGAUUCGCCAGCCGAUACCGCUACUGGCACCAUCGACGAGGGGCUCUACAGUCGUCAGCUCUAUGUUCUUGGGCACGAGGCCAUGAAACGCAUGAGUCAAUCGGAUGUCCUCAUCAUUGGCUUAAAGGGACUAGGUGUCGAGAUUGCGAAAAAUAUUUGUUUGGCUGGUGUUAAAUCCGUUACUCUUUACGACCCCUCCCGUAUCGAGAUUUCAGACCUCUCCUCCCAGUAUUUCUUCCAGGCAUCAGAUGUUGGUAAACAGUCUGAUGAGGUUUCUGCGCCUCUGCUCGGAGAGCUAAAUACCUAUACACCUGUAUCUGUCCUGCACUCAAACCCAUUCGACGAUGUCGAGCUCCUUGGUAGAUAUAAGGCUGUUGUAGUCGCUGGAAUACCUCUUUCCGCUCAACUUAAGGUCAAUGAAUAUUGUCAUAAGAACAAAAUCCCUUAUGUUUCAGCGGAGACUAGAGGGCUGUUUGGUAGCAUAUUCUGUGACUUUGGCGAGGGCUUUAUAGUCAUCGAUCCUACUGGGGAGAAUCCGGUUGGUGGCAUUAUUGCUGGAAUCGAUAGCUCUGGACUUGUCACUGCGCUGGAUGAGACCAGGCAUGGUUUGGCGGAUGGAGACCACGUUACAUUCGGUGAAGUCCAAGGGAUGGAAUCACUAAAUGGAGCCGAAUUCAAAGUUGAAGUUAAAGGACCAUACACAUUCUCGAUCGGUGAGGUCAAAAAACCAAGAAUCAUCAACUUCAAAUCACAAGCAGAGCAACUAAAAGAACCCGAACUUCUUAUCACUGAUUUCGCAAAGUUCGAACGACCUCUGCAGCUUCACAUUGGUUUCCAGGCCCUCCACCAGUUCCGCGAAAAGGGUGGCUUUCCACGACCAAUGAAUGAAGAGGAUGCGGCAGAAGUGCUCAAGUAUGCCACCUCUAUUGCAGAUUCGCUUGGAGAGUCGAAACCUGAAUUGGACGAAAAGCUCAUUAAGGAGCUGGCAUAUCAGGCGAGAGGUGAUCUUGCUCCGAUGUGCGCUGUUAUCGGAGGUUGGGCAGCGCAAGAAGUUGUGAAGAGUUUAUCCGGGAAGUUUAGCCCGAUCGUGCAGCAUGUCUACUUUGAUUCUCUUGAAAGCUUGCCGACUUCAGUGCCACGCACGGAGGAAAGUGUCCAACCAUUGAACACUCGCUACGAUGGUCAGGUUGCUGUUUUUGGGAAGGACUUCCAGGAUAAGAUUGCCAAUGUUAAGGAAUUUCUUGUUGGUGCCGGUGCCAUUGGUUGCGAGAUGUUAAAGAAUUGGGCAAUGAUUGGCUUGGCUACAGGUCCUGAAGGUAAAAUCUCAGUGACUGAUAUGGAUUCGAUUGAGAAAAGCAACCUCAAUCGCCAGUUCUUGUUCAGAUCACAGGAUGUCGGCAGACUAAAAAGCGAAUGUGCUGCGGCGGCCGUUCAGAAGAUGAAUCCCGACCUCAAUGGAAAGAUCAAUACUCUGAGAGAUCGCGUAGGGGCUGACACUGAGAAUGUUUUCGACGAAGGCUUCUGGGAAUCCUUAGAUGGUGUGACAAAUGCCCUUGACAAUAUUGAAGCACGAACGUACGUCGACCGCAGAUGUGUUUUCUUCCGAAAGCCCCUUCUCGAGAGCGGUACUUUGGGAACCAAGGGCAACACUCAAGUUGUCAUGCCCGGACUUACGGAGAGCUAUUCCAGCUCGCACGAUCCUCCAGAACAAUCCUUCCCCAUGUGCACUGUUAGAAGUUUCCCCAAUAAGAUUGAGCAUACAAUUGCCUGGUCCCGUGAGCUCUUUGAGCAGUACUUUGUUCAGCCUGCUGAAAAUGUUAAUCUCUAUCUCUCACAACCAAACUUCUUCGAGGCCACUCUUAAGCAAGCAGGCAACCAGAAACAGAUUCUGGAGACCAUUCGUGAUUAUCUUGUCUACAACAAGCCACUCACAUUCGAAGAGUGUAUUGUUUGGGCUAGACAUGAGUUUGAGAAGCAGUAUAAUAACAAUAUCCAACAACUUCUAUACAACUUCCCCAAGGAUUCCACGACGGCUUCGGGUGCCCUCUUCUGGAGUGGUCCAAAGAGAGCUCCGGAUCCAUUAACCUUCAGCCUCGACAACGAUACCCACAUGGUCUUCGUCAAGGCUGCGGCCAAUCUCCAUGCCUUCAAUUAUGGCAUCAAGGGAAACGCAACUGACGAGGUCUACCGCAAAGUCAUUGGGGAUAUGAUUAUUUCUGAAUUUACACCUUCUUCGGGAGUGAAGAUUCAGGCAAGCGAUGCAGAGCCUGACCCAAAUGCUACCCAGACAGGCUUCGACGAUGAGGGUGAAAUCCAGAGGAUCAUCGAAAGCUUGCCACCUCCGAGUGCCCUAGCUGGAUACAGGCUGGUUAAGGUGGAUUUUGAGAAGGAUGAUGAUUCGAACCACCACAUGGAUCUCAUUACCGCUGCGUCCAACCUUAGGGCACUCAACUACGGCAUUCCUACCGCCGAUAAGCAUACUACGAAGGGGAUUGCUGGCAAAAUUAUUCCCGCCAUCGCAACAACAACCUCCAUGGUUACCGGUCUUGUAUGCCUCGAGCUCUACAAGGUCAUUGACGGGAAAAAUAAACUUGAGGAUUACAAGAACGGUUUCGUCAAUCUUGCUCUUCCCUUCGCGGCUUUCAGUGAGCCUAUUGCUAGCCCGAAAGGCAAGUACCAAUCUAAGGAAGGAGAGGUCACCAUCGACAAGAUCUGGGACAGAUUCUACUUCGAUCACGAUGCUACUCUACAGGAGGUGCUGGAUGUAAUGGCUAGCAAAGGCUUGACUUGUUCUAUGGUUAGCUGUGGUGUUAGUCUGCUGUAUGGAAGUUUCUUCCCCCAGAAGAAGCUCAAGGACAGACUUCCGAUGAAGUUGACCAAGCUUGUGCAAGAAAUCUCUAAGAAGCCUGUCCCAGCUCACACCAAGAACCUCAUCCUUGAAAUUUGCGCCGACGAUGAAACUGGGGAGGAUGUGGAGGUUCCGUACAUUUGUGUUCGUAUUAGAUAGGCAUACCUCUGUGACAUGAAGGAUGUUGCCUGCCUAGAGAGAUUCCUUUGCCUUUUGUUCUCCUUUCCUUUAAUCUCUCGGUUUUGUUCGUUAUUUCGAGAGAUUGUGAAUUUUGAAUGGUUUCGUGUCUAUGUUUACUACCGACUUUGUCGAUUUUACGAUUGCAAAAAAACAAAUAUUCUUGGCUGCUUUGUUUGGA
Messenger RNA from Tuber melanosporum (Perigord truffle), 3497 nucleotides. RefSeq lists its product as uncharacterized. The coding region runs from base 263 to 3298 and encodes 1011 amino acids. The transcript is spliced from 8 exons. The record is from RefSeq and is a predicted model, not a curated record. Gene Ontology annotation, molecular function: SUMO activating enzyme activity. Gene Ontology annotation, cellular component: cytoplasm; SUMO activating enzyme complex. Lineage: Eukaryota; Fungi; Ascomycota; Pezizomycetes; Pezizales; Tuberaceae. Gene Ontology annotation, biological process: protein sumoylation.